UUCCCUCCAGCGGCGUUCCUCAGAAUGUGGUGUAGAACCGUACUUCUGGUGUGUGCUUGGGUGGGGGUGUUGGCGCAGACGAGCAAGCCACGUGACGACCCCCAGGGCACCACCACAGUCGUGCCCAUCCUGCGACACAUCAACAAGCUGAACGGGGACGGCUCCUACACCUACGGAUUCGAAGCUGCCGAUGGGACGUUUAAGCUGGAGACGCGUGAUGCCCUUGGAAACGUGAAGGGGAAGUUUGGCUACACUGAUAACGAGGGGAAGCUCAAGGUAGUGGAAUAUGCAGCGGGUAACGGGACUGGAUUCGAGACUCAGUCCGAUGUGAUAUCCUCGGAAUCCACGCCGCCUUCCUUCGACACCAAGCUGCUCUCCGACUUCUCUUCAAGACGAGCUCAGAGACCGCAAAAGCAAGUGAAGCGCCAGCAGUCCUCUUCCUCUCCUUUCCCUCCUCCUCUCUCGUCCUCAGAUUUCCCACAGCCGUCACCCCAGAUAACCAGCCGUGCCCAGCCCACGCCUCACCCCCAGCUCCCUGCAGAGGCGGAGUCCCAUGAUGUCUUCGUUCCCCCAGUUCGAUCCUCACCCCACUACCACCUUUAGACCUCAGAGGCGCCAGAGACCUCAGCGGCAGCGUCAGACACCCAGGCGCCACCCUACGUUCAGACCCACCUCCACCCCUCAGUCUGAGGAACCCCAGCCCAACCCCCAGCCUCAACCUACUUCCAGGCCCCGGUUCCGCCCCCAGCUUCCAUCACACACUGAUUUUGAGCCCCAGCCCCAGUUUGGAUCUCAGUUCCCUCCCCAGGAUGAUGACUUCCAACCCCAGCAUCAACCUCAGGACACUUUCAGACCACAGUUCCUCCCCGGCACUCAGCCUCAGCUCACCUUUGUGCCUGAUUUUACUACUCAGCACCAGUCAGAGUCAGACCCACAACCACAGCCCACCUUCAAACCCAGAUUCCCCUCCCGGCCAGCAUUCAGACCCCAGACUCCUGCGGCAAGACCCUCUGCCUUCCCUCCGCCGGUCGAGGAGCCCCAGCAGUUCCUCAGGAGAAAGGCAGAACAAGAUCAGGAUCAAGAUGGAGAGCCACAACACAUAUUUCCGAGCCCUCAGUUCGCCACCAAUCCGUUCCCCGCAGUUUGGUUCUCGAUUCCCACAAGCGGAUCAAGGUAGCCAGCAGUUCCCAUCCCAGCCCAUCCUCCCCAAAACCCCACAGUUUCCCAGGAGGCUUCCAGGAGGCUCUGGUUUCGCUGGUACUAGUAGAUUUCCACUCCAUAAGAAUGAAGGAGCCUCGGCAGAGAAGAACACACCGCCUUCAUUCCCAGCCUCCCCCUCCCAGCCAUCUGGCGUCUUACCCGCUGGGACCUUCUCUAUCCCCAGACCUGGGCGUCCUCUGAGACCCACUCCAGUAAGUCCCAAGCCUCAGAGAGUCCCCAGUGCCCAGGAGGCUCCCUUCUUCCCCCGGCAGCCCCAGUUCAGUCCACAGACCCCUCAGUUUCACGGGCAGGAGCCUUCCAAGUUCGAUGAUUUUGAUGGGUGAUUUUGCUUUUCAACAGGAUCCGUCUCAGUUUGGACAGGACCCAGCCCAGUUUGGUCCACCGGCACCUACAUUCACACGUAAGCCACAGUUCGAGAGGGAUCCGUCACCUUUCGGCCAAGGGGCACCACACUUCGGUGGUCAAGGGAUUUCAUCCUUCGGUCAAGGAGUGUCCCAGCCUAGCCAGGGAGCGUCAGUGUUUGUGCAACAGUCACCACAGUUUGGCCAGGGACAGGGGAAGCCACAGUUUGGCGUAGGGCAAGGACAAGGAACACCACAGAUUAGUCCAGCAGCACCGCACUUUGGCCAGGGACAAGGAGCACCACAAUUUGGCCAAGGACAAGGAGCACCACAGUUUGGCCUAGGACAAGCUAAGCCACAGUUCGGCCAAGGCCAAGGAACACCACAGUUCAGUCCUGUAGCACCACACUUUGGGCAAGGACAAGGAACACAGUUUGGCCAAGGACAAGCACAAGGAGCACCACGACCAACCCCAGUACCAUCACACCCUGACCAAGUAGCACCGCAGUUUGGUCAAGGAACAGCACUGUUUGGUCAAGGUGCACACUUCGACUUCGGCCAAAACGUGUCACCAUUUGGCCAGGGAGCAUCACACUUUGGUCAGGGUUUGUCACAGCCCGACCAAGGUCCCCAUAAUUUUGAUGAAGCUGCACCACAACCAGCCCAACCCAAGCCGCAGCCUGGUCGAGGAACGUCAAGGUUUGGUCAGGGGAGGCCAACAUCUAGUCGUGGAAGGCCGCAAGCGGGCAGAGGCACGUCGCCAUUUGAUCAGGAGCUUGACAAAUCCGGCCAGGAUGCCUCCAGUGCCAACCGAGGCACGUCACGGUUCGGCCAGAGCAGACCUAGGGUAGGCCAGAGGCAGUUUGGUCGCAGGCCACAAACUUCCCAGAAAACGCCCCAGUUCGGCGAAACAGCGCCCCCGUCCACACACAAGAAGCCUGAGUUUGACAAGAAGCUUGAAGAGGAGGAAAAGCCUGUGUUUGGACAGCAGCCUGCCUUCCCUCAACAGCCUGCCUUUGGACAACAGCCUGCAUUCCUGGGACAGCCACAGUUCCUACCACAGCCUUUCGCUGGUCAGGGCUUCGGUCUCGUCAGUCCAGAACAGAUCAAGCAGAUUCAGCAGCAGGGGGGACGCUUCAGGCCCCAACUAGUAGUUCCUCAGCAGGGCUUCCCAGCGCAGGGCUUCCAAGGGUUCCCAGUCCACCCCCAGCAGAGAUUUGGCGUUCCCCUGACCGCAGGGCAGUCCUUCCUCGGAACUCAGCCUUUUUUCAACCCAUCCCAGCAAUCAAGCUUCGCUGACGACGCAAAGGAGAGUGACGACACGCACGACAAGGAGUCCUAAGAGGCGCUCCGAGCACGCAUCGUCGCUCACCCUUCAGUAAAUGAUCCUUGUGAACCGUGAUUGGGUGUUGUGAUUGAGCAGCGAGACAUUUAAGCUGGUGAGGGUGUGGGAAGUGCCGGGGGACCUGGACACUGAUGGAGUGGUGGAGAGGAUGGUGUUAGUGGUGCAGGGGUGCUGGUGUGUGACACGUUAUUUCAGUGGCGAUUUGCAGUAAACUAAAUAUUCGAAUGAGAAAAAUGAAACGUUCUAGUUAUGACAUAAGAACAUAAGAACAUACGGAAAUCCGAGAAGCUGCAAGAAGCCAGCAGGUCUACACGUGGCAGUCCGUUUCAAACAUACACACCUAUGUCCACCUAUCAUCCCUAUCCAUAAAUGUACCUAAUCUUAUAACCAGACAAAAUUGAGGAUAAAAGCAGACGUCAUAUGACUUUGUAAUUAUAGUACAUCAAUCAAUCAAUCAAUCAAAAAGGUCUGACAGAGAGAGGUAAGGCGGGAUCAAGGAAACAAGAACCACAUUAAAUUCUUUAAAAGCAUAUUUCAUCCCUUAAAAAGAUUAUAUUAAGUUAAUUCUUCUCACAACCGAAAACUUAUCCAUCAGAAAACCCUUACCACACCUUCAGGAGAAAACAAUCCCACACACUGUCCUAAUUCACUCCCUCUCCCAUGCACACAUUCCGCACCUCCAUGCCUUCGAGUCCCCAAAGACGCGAGCCAACCCUGAGCACCGCACUAUAAAUCACCAGAACCUCUUUAUCUUAAGCAAACCAGGAGGGAAAUAAACAAGAGACUAUCGGGCGUGAGGGAGGGACUAGGCCAAACCUUCCCUCUUCUCUUCUGGGUCACUAGACUCACUACGAAAUUCCUCUCCCAGCAAAACACUGAAUAAAAAGUUAGGGCGGCACAUAAACUUGGGGUCCUGCCACAGUUAAGAUGUCCCGGCAACGAGUAAGCAAACCACUUGUGGCGAAAUACAAGUCAACUUUUAAUAUAGAAGUCAGGAUAGCAAGAGAGAUGAUGUGAAAAUUAAACUAGAAUUUCCCUCUCAAUAUUGAAGUUAGAAGAAAAGAACAGCACAAGAAAAAAAAAAUCACUCUUGAAAGGAAAAUUGAACAAGAAACAGAAAAGUCGAAAAGAGUUAAUAUAGAAACAUCCCAAAAUUUCAUUCUCAAUAUGAAACUAAAAUUGACCAACGAAAAAAAAAAGUUAGAAGAAAAAGAUAACAUGAUCAAGAAAACAAAAAAAAAUACACUCAAUAUGAAAGUAAAAUCAAGAAAAAUAACAGUAUAAAAAGAAUAGACACAAUAUCACUGUCAACAUGAAGGUCAGAAUAACCAAACCUAGAAAAGAUAGCAAAACAAAAAAUACUAAAGCUUAAUGAACUCACAACACGCAAACAACAUUACGAAAACAAGAACACAAGCACGAAAAGUUGAUAAAAAAAAAAAGAGCAACAAUUCCCCACCAACGCGAAAUAAAGAAAACGAAAACAUGAGACAGAAAAUAAGAAAACCAACGUCUGAAUUCCUCUAAUUUAUUAAACCCGUCAUUGUUGUCUUUGGGAAACGAUCCUUGACUGUAUUCUUCAUUGCUUUUUCUUAUCGAUCCCUUUUUUUUUUUUUUAUCUCUUAUUGUUUCGUCCUUCUUCAUCUGCUGGUGCCGAGUGACUGCCUCCACGUAUUGAAUGGCGAGACGGUCCUUGCAAUAAAGAAUAUAAUCCCAA
Scylla paramamosain (green mud crab) is the source of this 4624-nucleotide messenger RNA. RefSeq names its product endocuticle structural glycoprotein SgAbd-8-like. Gene Ontology annotation, cellular component: chitin-based extracellular matrix. Bases 25 to 603 code for a protein of 192 amino acids. Gene Ontology annotation, molecular function: structural constituent of chitin-based larval cuticle. The transcript has 2 exons. Lineage: Eukaryota; Metazoa; Arthropoda; Malacostraca; Decapoda; Portunidae. The record is from RefSeq and is a predicted model, not a curated record.